Messenger RNA from Spodoptera exigua (beet armyworm), 4322 nucleotides. The record is from the annotation of a GenBank genome assembly. NCBI's taxonomy places the organism in Eukaryota, Metazoa, Arthropoda, Insecta, Lepidoptera, Noctuidae.
GACACUUGCAGGUAUAAAAAUCAUGAGAUUUGCUGUUUCAGGAGUCCUAACAUAACUUGUUGGUGUCAUAAUGUCAGAGGCGUACGCCCGUGAGAUACUGCGAAGGAAUGUUGCGCAAAUAUGCCAAACUAUUGGAUGGAAUGGAAUAAACUCAACUCCACUGGACAUUUUGGUGCAUGUGCUGGAGAAGUACAUAAGGUCACUUGGGACUCAAGCCAAUAGAUACGCCGAACAAUUUAAUAGGACUGAACCAAACCUGCAUGACCUAGGAUUAGUAUUUCGUGACCUACACAUUAAUUUACCAGAGUUGACAGAGUACACAAGGUGCGUCCCCCCUGUGCCACCGCCUGUAACCUCUGAAAAGUUUCCUAAGCCUAAGGAAUCAAAUUUGAACUUUCUCAAACCUGGUAGUCAUGAAGUGGUUACAAGACCUAUGCAUGUGCAUGAGCACCUACCACCAAUGUACCCAGAGAAAGAACGGGACACUCCAGUUGUGGCAGGAACUGUUGAAAUCCGUCAGAAUGGCAUUGAUAAUGUUGAAAAUAGUAAUGCAACAUGUACAAGUCCAGAAAUUUCAGUCACUGAUAGUCCAGAUAAAAACAAGGAAAUCUUUAAGAGACCCACUGAUCCAGUUUCGUUACCAAACAGUAAAAGACCAAGGUUACGUUUGGAUGAAGAGGAAAGGACCAGAGAGAUCAGCAGUGUGAUGAUGACCAUGUCAGGAUUCCUGUCACCGGCACGUGAGGGUAAACUGCCUGAGGCUCGGCCACCAGCCGUUAUGUCAGAAAAGCAGUUUGAUAAACAUAAAGUAAAUUCACAUCAUUCUAAUGUAAUAAAAGCACCAAUAGUAGAGAAAAGUGAUAAAAAAUCUAAGAAAAAUAAGUUAUUGAAUGGAAAAGUUAUGAAAAGUAAAAGAAAAGAUAAGAGCCAUAAAGGUGAGGGUAGUAAAUCUAAGGAUAGUAGUAAAUUGAAUAAGUUUCCACCAGGUUAUCCAAUUAAAAAUAAGGAUGUUCAUCCUACACAUCAUAAUCAUGUCACCAUGCCAGCGCCCAAAGCUGCUCCUCCACCACCACAGCCAUCCAGAUCUGUGAUGCCACCUCCAGCUCCGGUAGUGGAACCCAUUCGGCCUGUUCCUCAUAUCAAGCAGGAACCUGUUGAACAGCCACUACAGACAUCACCAGUUAUGUCUAAAAACUCAGCUCUGAUUGAAGAUGCAAUUCCUGUACCAAGGAAAAUACCAAUAUCAAAAUCUCCACUUGUUGCUAAUUCUGUUCCUGUACCCAAAUCACAACCUUCCACAAAUUCCUUUGUACCAGAAGUGCAAAUAAAGAAAGAAAUAAUUGAUGAGGAAGAAAAAUUGGCCUCUCAACCAGAUAGAUCAAAGAUAAAUAUAUUUAAAAGGAUAUCGAACAAAUCGAAAGAAGAUAAAGUCACUCCAGAGGUUGUUCAUGAAAAGUUACAGUCUGAUCCAAUGAUCUCAAGGUUACACAACUCUCCACAUGAUAAUGCAAGUGAAAGUAGACCCCAAGACCAUGUUAGAGUGAAAAUUGAAGAGCCCAUUGUGAACAAUAAUGAUAAUAGUGCUGUUGAUUUGUCUAAGGUUAUGGACUUGAGGACUGAUGAAGUGAUAAAUAUUGAUGAUGAUUCUGUAGAUGUGCAUCCUAUGGUGUCAAAAGCCCCACAACCAGAACAUCGUCCUAGUAUAUCAAUUAAUAAAUCUCUGCAGGUACCCUAUCCCAAAGAUAUAGCUAGUGUCAGUCCAAAAAUUAAAAAAGAAAAGAAACACAAGGACAAGAAAGAUAAAGCUGCAAAACUUGAAGCAAAGUUAUUAAAGAAACAACAACAAAUAGCAUUUGAGAUAGCCCAAGCUGAAAAGCAAAGUAUGAAAAUGAGUGGUGUCAAACCACCUAAAUCAAGUAGGCCAAAGAAUGAAUCAAAGCUGCCACAAAUGCCACCUGGUUUUCCCUUCUUCCCUCCUGGAAUGACUCCAGGACGAGGUUUGAUGCCUGGGCCAGGCUUAAUACCCACACCUGGGUUAAUACCUAAUAAUGACUUUUUAGCUGAAUUGGCUAAUAAUCCAGCACUGAGAGGGUUGCCAGCCUCAAAUAUGCUCACCAAUCCAUUUGCAUUAGGUGCUGGUGGGCCUGGCUUAAUUCCUGGACCUAGUUUUUUGCCUGGUGGUCUAAACCCUGGUAUACGAAAUCCACUCAUCCCUAUGAGUACCUUUCCUCACACAUCUAGAUCUUCCCCUAUGAAAAUACCGUCAAUGUUACGUCGUCGUCCUAGCUUAGAAGUAAUUCCUGUUGAUAAUAAUGAUGACGACAGAGGCAUGCAUAAAUCAAUGAUGGGCAGAGACAAGGACAGACACGACAAGCACAAAUCUCAAACCAUUCCAAACAUUUUACAGAAACAUAAAUCCAAGUCACAUAAAGAUCAUAAAUCAAAUAUGUUUAAAAUGCCUCCAGUAACACCAGACAUAACAAUAGAAUUAAAUCCUCCAAAGAUGGACCCUGUAAGACAAGAGCCGCCUAGGCAGUCUCCUAUCCCGCCUCGUUUGCCGACACCAGAGCCGAUUGUUGAAAAGAAACCUGAACCGGUGCCAGAACCUAUCAGAGAAUCGUCACCGGAAAUUCCGCAGGAAAAAGAAAUAGAAAGCACAGAAAAGAAAAAAGAUAAAUCACACAAAAAGGAGAAGAAGGAUAAAGAUAAAGAUGGCAUAAAAAUCAAGAAGAAAAAAGAUAAAAAGGACAAGAACAAAGAUAAGUCAGAUAAGAAAAGGGAAAAAGAAGAGAGGCAAGAGUUAAAAGAAAAAAUUAAAAAAGAAAAGAAGGAAAAAAAGAAAGAAAAGCAAGCAGAUGGCUUAGUUCCGAAGCUCACGCUUAAACUAAGUUCGUCUAAUUCGAAUUCACCAAUGCCACCAAGUUCACCAGAUCUAUACAAGUUGAAUAUUAAACCGGUAAUGAAAAAGGAUGACGAGGACGAGGAUUCACCUAUGAAAGAAGAGCCUCUAUCCAGAGAGCAUAGUCGCUCUCCAGAACUCGCGCAAAUAUCUGCUCUAGUAACGAGGCCACCAAAACAAAAACAUUCAAAACACAACCACAUUGCAGAUAUCGAAGGUCACUCCUCUUCCCCGCCCUCUGGGAGCUCGCCUCCACGGAAGAGCACUCCAUCAUCCUCAUCUAAAUAUAAGAGGAUAUUAAUAAAACCAUUGAGUAAGAAAGGUCAUGUUGAACACUUUGAUGAUGAUGUUGCAUCGAUUUCUGAGGAACCUGCGCCAGCCCCCGCACCGCCACCCCCCGCGCCUGUUGAUAAACCAGCAGGUCCGUUACCCACACCAUAUUACGUAGAUGAGUGCGGCAAUAAGAUUUGGGUAUGCCCUGCAUGCGGUCGGCCGGACAAUGGCUCGCCCAUGAUUGGUUGUGACGGCUGCGAUGGCUGGUACCACUGGGUUUGUGUUGGUAUCACCGAAGAACCCGGCGCAACAGAAGACUGGUUCUGUAAGUCGUGUCUCGCGAAACGCGCCGCAAUGGCGCUAGCAGGUGUAACUUCCGCUGGUAAAAAGAGGGGCCGAAAACCCAAAGGGGAAAAAAUUAGAGACUGUCAUUGAUUGGACCUUUUGUUGUUAAUGAGAUUAGUGAUAAUUUUCCGUUCGAUAGAUACGAGUAAAAGGAUGCUGAAAGUUGUUAAUGAAUUAAUUGUUGAAUGAUAUCAUGAAGAAAAAUGUUUUUCAUCAUUUAUAAUGUUAUAUCAUAGGCUUCAAUUAAGUAUAGAUAAUAAUGAAUAUUGACAUAAAAUGUUGAACAUAAAAAUAGUGUAGUUACUUGUAAUAAUUACCAUAAUUUUAAAUAUUUUGUUACGAUUUCUCUUUAUUUCUCGUUCGCUCGGUUAGAUCAAGCUGUAAUGCGAUGGCGGGCGUGUUAUACACUUCUCGCGUGUAAACAUAGAUGAUAAUAUAAGAUUCUUUUUAUAUUGUACAAAAACUGAAUUUACUUAAGAAAUUGGUGAUGUAUAAAGUAAAUGUAGUGAAUAUUUAAAUAAACAGAAAUAAGGCUGGAUGAAUUUUCAGCUAAUAUUUGAAUAUUUUCAUAUUAUAAUUUUAAUAUAACCCUGUUUUUUUUUUGUUGAAGUUGUUCCUUCAAUUUUUGUACAGAGCAGGCACUGUCGCACAGUUUUCCUUGUUGGACGUUCUUGUAAUGAAAUGCAAAGGAAUAUUGUUUCGCGUGCGAGAGUGCCUGCUCUAUUGCAUUCGACUUACUUGGAGGGGAGGCAAAUGUAAAUUUUUAAUUUCAGCCAGUGGCCAAUUAAAUAUAUUGGUACUCGAA